AUGAGUGGUAUAAGAAUCUCAAGGUACUUUAAAAAUGAAGCACCUCCAAUUCCACUUAUCCCCCAUAUCGUAAAUUUGCCAAAAACUCAACAUGAGAUUGACCAACACGUUUUAAUUGAUAUAAACUCUGCGGAGGACAUCUCCAAACAUCCUACUGGUCUGGUUGCCAAGGACUCUCAAAGGUUGGACUCCCUUGGGCCCAGGUAGGCAGAGAAUCAGGGAAUCGAUCUUGAUAGCUUUGAUAAUAACUUACUCUACUCUUAUAGCGUUCUCCCGCAAGAAGUUCAGAAAGAAAUACUUCAUAAAAUUGAUACCCUUUACUUCUGCCUGACAAAAGUGACGGAGGAACAGCUGAGAUUACCUAAACAAAAUAUGCUUGAUAGAGACUGUGGUUCAGAUUCUGUCCCACGUUUAUACCACCAAGAACUGGACCUGUGGGUUGGGAAGGCACCCACCCCUACCAGCCAACUGGUUGUUGCGGAAAUGAAUCCACUCUUCCAUAUUCUGGAGGCGGAAACCUUACCACCAGACCCAUCUACCAUGCACCCCAUCUCUGAGGCAAAUAUGACUACAACAUCUGCCUGGGACAAAAUGAGGGAACUCAACGAAUCUGAAUUAGGCUCUCCAUGUAAAGUGCCCCAUAUGGGUCCACUUACUUGUAACUUUAUUAACCCACUCUCUUCUAACGUGUGCAAGUUGAAUAAAUCCAUAGAUACCAUCGAACCGAUAACAGAACCAGCUGAACCAGACCAACACAUGAGAGACGACUCCAUUUUAUUUUUAGCCCCGAAGAAUGAUCUGGUCGAAGACCCGACAGGUCGUAUUAACAAAAUUAUCCAAACAAUUAAUGAUCACUCAACUAGUGGCACGAUACCUGUUGACUUAAAUUCGCUCUCUUUAAGUAAUACCCCCCUAAUCCCACCAUCUGGCUCUGAAAAGUCGACUAUCUUAGGCCUAACAUCUGCCUUUAGCGAGACAAGUGGCAAGACUUUACAGCCAAACCACCCCAAUAAAUCUAAACAGUUGGGAUGUAUAGCACGAUUGCCACCUUCUCAAAGGAAAAUUACUGAUUUUUUUGAAGCUGAAACUCCCCCAAAUUUAGAAUCCCAUUCCCACAUGAUCUGA
Messenger RNA from Podarcis lilfordi (Lilford's wall lizard), 1125 nucleotides. NCBI's taxonomy places the organism in Eukaryota, Metazoa, Chordata, Lepidosauria, Squamata, Lacertidae. The record is from the annotation of a GenBank genome assembly.